GCUCUUAUAAAACGGCGUCCCGCUUUUGGAUGCAACAACAUCCCCAAGCGCUCGUCUCAGGUGAACAAGAGACCACUUCAGCAGUCAUGCGUGAAUGUAUCUCCGUCCACGUUGGCCAGGCUGGGGCCCAGAUUGGCAAUGCAUGCUGGGAGCUGUAUUGUCUGGAGCAUGGCAUCCAGCCGGACGGGCAGAUGCCCAGCGACAAGACCAUCGGAGGAGGAGAUGACUCCUUCAACACCUUCUUCAGUGAGACCGGAGCUGGCAAACAUGUUCCCAGAGCAGUCUUUGUGGACUUGGAGCCCACAGUCAUCGAUGAAGUACGCACAGGAACCUACCGGCAGCUCUUCCAUCCUGAGCAGCUGAUCACUGGAAAGGAAGAUGCAGCCAACAACUACGCCCGAGGUCACUACACUAUUGGCAAGGAGAUCAUUGACCUGGUUCUGGACAGGGUUCGAAAACUGGCGGACCAAUGCACUGGACUCCAAGGUUUUCUUAUCUUCCACUCAUUUGGAGGAGGAACUGGCUCUGGCUUCACUUCUCUGCUAAUGGAACGUCUCUCAGUGGAUUAUGGCAAGAAGUCCAAACUGGAGUUUGCCAUCUAUCCGGCACCUCAGGUGUCAACGGCUGUUGUGGAGCCAUACAACUCCAUUCUGACCACACACACCACCCUGGAGCACUCCGAUUGUGCUUUCAUGGUGGACAACGAGGCCAUCUACGAUAUUUGCCGUAGGAACCUGGACAUUGAGCGUCCCACCUACACCAAUCUCAACAGGCUGAUUGGUCAGAUUGUCUCCUCCAUCACCGCCUCGCUGCGCUUUGACGGCGCUCUGAAUGUGGACUUGACAGAGUUUCAGACCAACCUGGUGCCUUACCCGCGCAUCCACUUCCCGCUGGCGACCUAUGCGCCCGUCAUCUCGGCAGAGAAGGCAUACCAUGAGCAGCUCUCCGUCGCAGAGAUCACCAACGCCUGUUUCGAGCCAGCCAAUCAGAUGGUGAAAUGCGACCCUCGCCAUGGUAAGUACAUGGCAUGCUGUCUGCUUUAUCGUGGGGAUGUGGUGCCUAAAGAUGUCAACUCCGCCAUCGCCACCAUCAAAACCAAGCGCACCAUCCAGUUUGUGGACUGGUGUCCCACCGGCUUCAAGGUGGGUAUCAACUACCAGCCUCCAACUGUAGUUCCUGGGGGAGACCUGGCCAAGGUCCAGAGAGCCGUGUGCAUGUUGAGCAACACCACUGCUAUCGCCGAGGCAUGGGCCCGACUGGACCACAAGUUUGACCUGAUGUACGCCAAGAGGGCCUUUGUGCACUGGUACGUUGGCGAGGGGAUGGAGGAGGGAGAGUUCUCCGAAGCCAGAGAGGACAUGGCUGCUUUGGAGAAGGACUACGAGGAGGUGGGCACAGACACCAUCGGGGAUGAAGAGGGGGAAGAGGGGGAAGAGUACUAACUGUAAAUGCAACACUAUUUACAAUUCACUAUUUAACAUUCUCAGGCUUUUGCUCUGUCGCAUGUGAAGUGAUUCUUUGUAUUUAAAUAUUUUUCACUGUAUGGCAUAGUAAUUGCUCAUCCAUCCAUCCAUUUUCCGAACCGCUUGAUCCUCACUUGGAUCGCGGGGGGUGCAGGAGUCUAUCCCAGCCGUCUUCGGGCAGUAGGCGGGGACACCCUGAACCGGUUGCCAGCCAAUCGCAGGGCACACAGAAACGAACAACCAUUCGCGCCCACACUCACACCUAGGGACAAUUUAGAGCGUCCAUUCAGCCUGCCAUGCAUGUUUUUGGAAUGUGAGAGGAAACCGGUGCACCCGGAGAAAACCCACGCAGGCCCGGGGGGAACAUGCAAACACCACACAGGGAGGCUGGAGCUGGAAUCGAACCCGGUACCUCUGCACUGUGAAGUAACUGUUCAACUGAUGUAAAAUGCAAUACUGUAUCAUGUUUGUCCUGCUCUCCUCCGCUUAUAAGAUUGCAUAACGAGAAGCUCAAAGCACAUCUCAGGUGAACCAACAAGUCUGUUGCUAGGUGACCGGCAAUUCAGACCUAACAAGAACUUUGUCGAAUGAAUUGGUUCAUUGUUGUGACUGUCUUUAUUCAACAACACCAUUUUAUAUUUGCCAAUAAAUUCUCUCAAACUAUA
Messenger RNA from Hippocampus zosterae (dwarf seahorse), 2128 nucleotides. Its product is annotated as tubulin alpha-1A chain-like. Gene Ontology annotation, biological process: microtubule cytoskeleton organization; mitotic cell cycle. The transcript has 4 exons. Gene Ontology annotation, cellular component: cytoplasm; microtubule. Lineage: Eukaryota; Metazoa; Chordata; Actinopteri; Syngnathiformes; Syngnathidae. The record is from RefSeq and is a predicted model, not a curated record. The coding region runs from base 30 to 1442 and encodes 470 amino acids. Gene Ontology annotation, molecular function: GTP binding; structural constituent of cytoskeleton.